UUCACCAGAGCUGAAUUUAGACAGCUCCUCAGGAGUGAGCAAGGAGUGUACACCACAGACGACUGCAGACGAUUGGGAAUCGCAACAUUGGCGAGUUUUGAGGGGGGAAUACACUGACAAUCUGGGGGUUUAGCAACCAGGGAGUCCACAAUGACUUGGGGAACGGAGCUUUGGGACCAGUUUGAAAACCUUGACAAGCAUACUCAAUGGGGGAUCGACUUCCUAGAGAGGUAUGCAAAGUUUGUCAAGGAAAGGCUGGAGAUCGAACAGACAUAUGCAAAACAGUUAAGGAACCUGGUGAAGAAGUACUGUCCCAAGCGCUCCAAAGAGGAGGAACCUAGGUUCUCGUCGUGCCUGUCGUUCUACUCCAUCCUGAAUGAGCUGAAUGACUACGCUGGGCAGAGGGAGGUAGUGGCCGAGGAGAUGGGACACAAUGUGUACGGAGAGCUGAUGAGGUAUUCACAGGACCUCAAGUCAGAGAGGAAACACCACCUCCAGGAGGGCAGGAAGGCUCAGCAGUAUCUGGACCAGUGUUGGAAACAUAUGGACAAUAGCAAGAAGAAGUUUGAGCGGGAGUGUAAGGAGGCAGAGAAAUCACAGAUCAGCUACGACAGGUUAGACAACGACAUCAACGCCACCAAGUCAGAGGUAGAAAAGGCAAAGUCCCAGUUGUACCUGCGCACACACUCUGCAGACGAGAGUAAGAAUGAGUACGCUGCUCAGCUGCAGAACUUUAACGGGGAGCAGUGGAAACAUUUCAACGUGGCCAUUCCACAGAUAUUCAAGAACCUGCAGGACAUGGACGAGAGGCGAACAGUGAAGCUGGGAGAGACGUACCGGAGCUUUGCCGACGUGGAGCGCAGAGUCAUCCCCAUCAUCUCUAAGUGUCUGGAGGGCAUGGUGACUGCUGCCAAGGCUGUGGACCAACGCAAGGACUCAGCGAUUGUAGUGGAGUCGUUUAAGUCGGGCUUUGAGCCUCCAGGGGACUUCCCGUUUGAGGACUACAGUCAGAACCUCUCCCGGACGGGCUCAGACAACACUAUCAGCACCCCCAAGAACGAGGGGGGGGUCAAGCCAGACCCCAAACACUCGAUCAGCAAGGCGGCCAAGAACAAACUGUGGCUCUUUGGGAAAAAGCCCAAGUCUCCCCCCUCCUCUCCUCCCCCUGCUCCCCACCGCCCCGACUUGGCUACCGCCAGCCACUGUCAGUCUCCUAAAUUUGCCAGUGACCCCAUAGCUUUCUGUCUGUCUGAAAUGAGAACGGUCAAACCCAGGAUAGCCUCUUUCAGGGGUCUUAAACGAGGGUGGUCAGUGAAGGCUCCAUCACUGGAGGACUUCAGUCAUCUGCCUCCCGAACAGAGACGCAAGAGGCUGCAGGCUAGGAUUGACGAGCUCAGCAAAGAACUACAGAAAGAGGUGGACCAAAGAGAUGCGCUGAACAAGAUGAAGGAUGUGUAUGAGAAGAAUCCUCAGAUGGGCGACCCACAGAGCCUCCAGCCCAAGAUCUCCGAGACCAUGUGCAACAUGGAGAAACUGCGCUCCGAGAUCCACAAGAAUGAGAGCUGGCUGUCGGAGGUGGAGGGGAAGGUGAGCACAAGAGGAGAUCGAAGACCCAGUGCCGACGUCAACCAUCACGCCUCCCACGGCAGAGAGAGCCCUGACGGCAGUUACACAGACGACCCCAGCCAGGAGCACCGCACUCCCCCUCACCAGCCAGACCCCCGACAGGCCCACCAGCCAGACGAGUUUGAUGAUGAGUUUGACGACGACGACCCGCUCCCAGUCCUUGGCCACUGCAAAGCGCUCUACUCCUUUGAUGGUCAGAAUGAGGGAACACUGUUGAUGAAGGAGGACGAGGUGCUGUACAUCAUCGAGGAGGACAAGGGCGACGGCUGGACGCGAGCCAGGAAGCAGAGCGGAGAGGAGGGCUACGUGCCCACGUCCUACGUGGAGAUCGCCAUGGAGAAGAACAGCAAAGGUGCGGUCACCUACAUCUGAUCUGACCACCUGCAUGGACUCCUCUCUUCCUCCUCUGGGGAGCGCUGGUCUGAACAGCAGCUUCUCUUUGUUCACUGUGUGAGCUCACGGACAAACAAACACUCCACAAUCCUGGUAUUAUAGUGACCCUACAGGAGCUCUGUAUCAAUGAAUUAAGCUAUGUGUGUCUGUAGGACAACAUAUCCAUAGCCAUGCUCUAUGGCAAGGGGACUCAUCACCCCUUAGGGCAGAUUGUGAUUUGUUGUUUUUAAUUCAUGUAUCUUUUGUUUUUAGAGGUAGAUGUUAAAAUGCUCUUCUGGUUUUAAGAUCUUUCUACUUUGGAUCGAAGUGGUUUGGGAAAUAGGAAAAGUGACUCUUACUGAUUUUACCCAUUGUAUUGUCUAUAUGUUAUCAGUCACCUGUUGUGAUUCUUGUAUGUUAAGUGCUCUGCUCCACCUAUUAAGACAUGAAUGCAGUAAUACGGUCCCGGUAAGGAGUGGCCUGGUCUAUGUGCCCACUAUGAUACUACGCUUUAAGAUAAUUGGACACUCCUUCUCUCUUUGUGUGUGUCUCACAACAAUGCUGCUCUCUGGUGGUCAGGGCUAUAUUACACCCAGGGGCAGGGUUCUUCAGUGUGUACUACUGUCCACUAUCUGUCUCUGUCCCAGUGGUGGGGGUCGGUACAGUAACUCCUCUCCUUUCUCUCUCCUGUUGGACUGCAGGUUCCUGAGUGGAGCAGUGUGGCGAGGUCUUUGGUGGAGGGUACAUGCUGAAUCUGGUGGAACUAGUGGGAGACAGGUCUUGUCUUGGGCGGGGAGGGGAGGGGGUUGGCAGGUUGCAUGUUUGCAUGCACACAUCCAUGGCCAUUAACAUCAUUCCAUAGCAGCAGAGAUUCCUGAGGUAGUAGCUGUGCCUCUAUAGGAAGGGACUGUUAUUCUAAACUGUCUGUCUAUACACAGCACAGAGUAACCAAUCCACUGCAGCAUACCAGCAAGAAUCAGGGACCAGGGAGGGGGCUUAUAGUUAGCGACUUACAACAUCAUCAUUUAUAAUGAGAGAGAAGCAAUUAAUACACUACUACUACUACUACUACUACUACUACACUAUGACGCACCUCUUAAUGUUGUGUUUCUGCUCUUCAGGCGACGUCCAGCACUAACAGCCUGCCUUGUUGUUGCAUUGUUACAUUCUCAUUCCAAUGUUGUGAAUGCCUGCCAGACUGCGCUGCUCUCCUGUGGUCGCCUUACCUUAACGUGCUUCAGCAUGUCCGUAAUAUGAACUGUCAUUACGUCAAACAGGACUGGUCAUGAUGAAUGCAGUGGAUUGGCUGUAACUCUGUGGUUGCCCCCGCCGCCCAUUCGUUCACUUCUAAUCUUCCUGUGUGUCUCCUUCAUUCAUCCAUGAUUUUUGUUUAUUUUAUCUCUCCGUUUCUUUUAUUUCUGUUUUGAUCGAAACAUUCCCAUCAUGCUGUGCGUGUGUUGAACAUCACCUCUGUCAUGCUGUUGUUCAGUAACUCGUGUGGCCCCACAUGGCCACUCAGAUCAGAGUAGGAGCAGUACUACUCUAGAAACAGCAUGCCUGCCCUUCACCCUACCUCUUCAUCCCCUCCUCCCUGCACCAGCACCUCAGACCAGAGGAAGGCUGGAGCGGCAGUGCAGUGACAUCAGCAUGCCAGCAGAGGGCUCUCCUCCAUAACCAUUCAGUCGCCACACAGCAGCUCAGGCUCAGGCCAGGAAACCUGGAGGCUGAGCUGAGACAAAUUACAGGCCAUCCACCCGCAAUUCAACAACAACAACUCUCCAACUCUCCUUGCAGUCUCUGCCUUAAUACUAACUCUGAGAGUGGGGAUGGACCUGCUGAUUGCUCUUCCAUCACUCUCUGCUACACACAAGGGCUCCAACCGACAAAGUCUACGCUGGCUUGCUGUGGUGCUCCUUUGGGCCCCACCCAGACCCCUGCCGCGUCUCUUCUCCUCUGUCUCACAGGAGCGUCCUGGGGCCUUGCUGCGUGCGGUCUCCACGUGAAAGAGUGUUGCAUUCCCAUAACGUUCCUCUUUCAAGCGCAUAUUAUAAUUGUGAAUGUGAUUAUACAUAUAUAAACAUGUGUAUGCAUAUUAAUGUGGGUGUAUACAUAUAUGUAGUUAGUUUUAUUACUAAAUUGUAUGUAUUAACAUCUCUUUUAUUUCAUACUGAAUGUGUUUUUAUCGUGACUUUUUAUAGGGUUUUUAAUCAGACGAAUGACUCUCUUUUCAGAAUCGUGCCGUUAGCUCAAAGUAACCAUGCGUUGUUUGUCAGAACAACCUUCUGAAUAGGAACAUGGUCUUCACUGAUGCACUUUUGCCCUAUAGCAUUUGAAUUGAAUAUCAAUGAAUAAAUGAAUGAAUGAAAUGGA
Molecule: messenger RNA, 4368 nt
Organism: Coregonus clupeaformis (lake whitefish)
Lineage: Eukaryota; Metazoa; Chordata; Actinopteri; Salmoniformes; Salmonidae
Product: formin-binding protein 1-like
Exons: 16
Coding region: 151-1998 (615 amino acids)
Biological process (GO): signal transduction
Molecular function (GO): protein binding
Source: RefSeq, a predicted model, not a curated record